This is a messenger RNA of Vanderwaltozyma polyspora DSM 70294, 1017 nucleotides long. It is a transcript of the gene PIN2, whose product is annotated as Pin2p. Bases 1 to 1017 code for a protein of 338 amino acids. Lineage: Eukaryota; Fungi; Ascomycota; Saccharomycetes; Saccharomycetales; Saccharomycetaceae. Gene Ontology annotation, cellular component: plasma membrane; cellular bud neck. The record is from RefSeq and is a predicted model, not a curated record. The transcript has a single exon.
AUGAGCCAAAUCUGCAAAGCCACCAAUCUAAUAGCAAGAGCAUUAGAUGUGACAAGUACAGCUGAUAGUUUCAAGAGUUGGGAUACAUGUAUGGACAACAAGGUAUGUAAGAUCAUUGCUAUUGUAGGGAUUGCUUUGGCCUCUGUAGUUGUGCUUUGGUUAAUUGGUGGAUUUUUAACUAUGUUUAGACAAGGUGUCACUGGUAUAGGCCAAUUUUUCUGUUGGUGUUGUCACUGUGGUGGUGGUUCAACAAAUGGUAAUUCGAAUUAUCCUCCUCCUGCAAAUGAUAACUAUAUGCAAAAUAGGCCUUAUAUGCCUCCAAAUGCAGUGAUAUAUCAGCCUAUUCAACAUCCACAGACUGCUUAUUAUAAAAACUUAAAAGAUGAUUAUUAUGAAGAAACUACGAAAAGUGGUCCUGAAGUUUAUGAAUUGGAAGAAGAUUUUGAUCUGGAGAAACAGAAAGAAAGGUCGAACAGUAGGAAAUAUAAUAAAAACAAGAAUAAUAAUUCUCGACCUAUGGAAAAUUAUAGUUCAGAAAGAUUCCAAUCGACGAUCUACGAUGAAGAGCCAGAACGUGGGUUAUUAUCAAAUCCAAAUAAUAGCAUUAACGAUAAUUUUAAUUCAAGAGAUUCGUUUAUUACAAGGGCGAUGCAACCAGAUGACUAUCCAUAUGAAAGAUCUUAUUCUCCAGAAAGACACAAUCCACCUAUGAAUCAGCAAUCUCCAGUGAGACAAAAUGAUGUCAUCUCAAAUGGUCAUCAAGAAGGAAACCGUAGCUCUUCACAUAUAUAUAAUCAAAAUGGUCAGGGGAGCGAUAUAAUGAAUUACUAUCAACAUAGCCAACAAAACCUUGCAGAGCAAUAUUCUUCACCAAUACAAAAUCCAUCAAGUCGUGCCAACAAUGGUGGAACUGCUUACACUAAUAGUAAUGCAUAUUCUAACACUAGAGUUCCGUAUCCUCAGGAUGAUAUGCAAUCAUAUAGAGGCAAUAAUCAAUACUAUAAUGGUAGAUAUUAG